Aspergillus alliaceus is the source of this 1164-nucleotide messenger RNA. Its product is annotated as cytochrome P450. Gene Ontology annotation, molecular function: oxidoreductase activity, acting on paired donors, with incorporation or reduction of molecular oxygen; heme binding; monooxygenase activity. The coding region runs from base 1 to 1164 and encodes 387 amino acids. The record is from RefSeq and is a predicted model, not a curated record. Lineage: Eukaryota; Fungi; Ascomycota; Eurotiomycetes; Eurotiales; Aspergillaceae. The transcript is spliced from 8 exons.
AUGGUUUAUUUCAGGCUCUGCGCACGCCUCCCCCGCUUUGGCCUUUUAUCGACCAUUCUCUACCGGAUCUCCUUGAUCAUAUAUCGGGUAUACUUCCACCGUUUGUCCGGCAUUCCGGGUCCGAGACUUUAUGCGGCUUCCUUCAUCUCCUACCUUUACCAGGACAGCAUUGUCAGGAUAUUUGUGAUUCACAUCCAUGAGAAACACGGGCCCUUCAUCCGCAUCGCGCCGAAUCAUCGACGGGUGAUCAGGCAUGCCUUCUCUGAGAUCGCAUUAGCAGGAAAAGAGCAGUACAUCACGGUCUAUAAAAUGAGACUGCUCAAAAGCCGUAUAGAGGCAGGUGGGUUAGUGGACAUGACCCGGUGGUAUAACCAUCUCACCUUCGAUCCUUGGGACCUCGCCACUACCGAUCCGUUCGAUUGCCUCCAAAGGAGCGAAUACCAUACCUUUGUAGCCGUAGUCUUUAGCAGUAUUAGAGCUCAAAGGAGGGCCGACAAGGUGAAAAAGAACCAGGAGUUCAAAGAUAUAGAACGUAUUAAGACUGAGAAACGGAUCGCCCAGGGAGUCGGCACGCGGGAGGUUAUUAUGCCUUACAUCCUCCGUCACAACAAGGAAGGGACGGAAAUAACACAUGAAGAAACCAUGACCACCGCGACAGCAUUAGCAGGCCUAACCUUUCACUUAACCCAGAACCCCGAAGUGUACCGCCUGCUCGCCGACAAGAUCCGCUCGUCCUUUGCACCCGAAGACGAGAUCAAUUUAAAGUCCACCAGCACUCUUCGGUACCUUCGGGCGUGUCCGGAGGAGAUCCUUCACAUCUAUCCUCCGGCCGCCGAAACUCUUCCCCGAAUCUCCCCCGGCGCUACUACUAACUCCAUGGUUCUCCGGUCAUACGUGUCGAUCUUCCAAUGGGCGACCCAUCACUCACCUCGUAACUUCAUCGAUCCCGAGCUGUUCGCCUCGCAGCGUUGGCUGCCCUGGAGACAUCCGCUCUACGAUCCGCGAUACAUAUCCGAUAACAAGGCAUCAUUCCUGGCGUAUGCGGAGAUGCAGCUGGUUACGGCCCGUUUGCUGUGGAACUUUGACAUCCAGCUGCAGGAUAGACAAGACGAUUGGGUGCAGCGCCAGCGAACCUUCGUUUUGCGACUGAGGGCUGGACUUUGA